GUGCCAAUGAUAACAGAGAGUGCUUCCAGACACUUUGUUUAACACGUUACACCUACAUAAGAAUCUUCAUUCAAGUACUCUUCCAAUUUCACGGGCUGACGUAAGCUUCGUUACCGAGAGAUCCCGCCAAGAUGUCAGGGAGAAUCCCACAGACACCCGAGGAGGUUGAUGCCAUUCCAACGCUUAUCCAGGUCAACUUAUAGCACUUAUAUUUCCAAUCACAACAUUUUUCAUGAUAUAUGACAAUGUGCGCCACCUGUUUUUGAGUUAGCGCCUUAUGUCGAUGCUAUACAUUUUUUUACUUAAAAAACAAAAAAAUGAAAAUUAAUUUUUUUUUAAAGCCGUUUUGAAUAAUUAAUGUUCGUGACUUUAUAAGUGUAUAUUGUAGGUGGCAUCAGAAAAUACGUUAAGUCACGUCUACCCUUUUNUAAGUGUAUAUUGUAGGGGGCAUCAGAAAAUACGUUAAGUCCCGUCUACCCUUUUCUAAAUUUUACCUUUUCUGUUUUCUAUUAAACUGAUGAAAUUUACAAGGGGUAGAAGAACCCCCCCCCCCCCAAACCGAAGAAGGACACUAACAGUUGUGUCAGCACAACCGUUGUUGUCCGUCCACCUUCACGUCAUCUAACCUUUCUGUGUUCCUUACGGAUUGAACCUGCACGCCGUCCUCCAAUGCCAAUCUCCAUUCAACCUAUUGACAGGCCGUGCGCAUCAUCGGCAACCUCGUCGAUCUCCCGGCCAACACGCAGCUUGACGAGGCCAAGAUGAUCAUCAAACGACUCUUCGACCUGAUCCCGCCACCGUCCAGCAGAGUGAGUACAGUUUGCCGGCCGAAAGAGUUAUUUUACUUAUUGCAUUCACCUAAUUUUAUUUUUUUUUAUCCUUUAUAUCAACAUCGCUUUUGUUCGUGUGUUUCUGUAUUAAAGGCCCAAAAUUUCGGACGGCUAAUUGACCCACUUCCCGUCAUCAAAAUCAACUCCCCCCUCCCCCCGAAAACGUGGUAAAAAGACUCGACAAUGACAACACAUUUUAUCAAAAAAUUUUCGGCCACACCAAAAAUCCGUUUUUCCUCUUUUUUCCAAAUAGAAGAAGUGUGAAAUAUGAUUUGUUCAAAUGGUUGCAUGUUUUGCUGUGGAGAUCAAUUGUGCAGCUGUUGCUUCGUGUUUUGUAUUUGUGACGUAAUUGGGUAUGCAGUAAAAAAUAAAAUGUAAUUUUGAAAGGGGAAAAAAUGAAGGAAAUAUGAAACGUGUUUUCGCCAGUUCUAAGUCCGUGGAAUCAACGGUGCGUUGUGCAUUGUUAUCGUGACAAUUGGAUUAAAGUGAAUGAGUGUAAACUCUUGUCGUGUCAAGGACGCGUGUGUGGAUUGUGGGGGGCUUGGGGUGGGGGGUGGGGGGUAGAUUAAAGUGAAUGAGUGUAAACUCUUGUCGUGUCAAGGACGCGUGUGUGGAUUGUGGGGGGCUUGGGGUGGGGGGUGGGGGGUGGGGGGUGGGGGUCAAUGGGGAGAAAAAGAUUUGAGAGACAGAGACAGUUACAAUAGUUUUGUUUACAUUCACGGUGGGGCUUUUGCCUGGUACUUAUUCUCUGCAGGACGUAAUAAAGUAGAACUUUCGUUGGUUUAACAAGUGAAUUGUUUUUGUUUUUGUGUACAGUGUAAAGGCACUAUUUAGUGUUGUGAUGAAGUGAAAUUGACGUACAGUGUAAAAUGAACCAUGCAGUGUGACGAUGAAAGAAAGUAAACUUAUAAUGUGAAAUAAACUGAUCAAUGUUGUGAAUUGAAAUAAACGUACGGUAUAUCAUAUAAUAUACAGUGUUAUGAUGAAGUGAGAGACAAUAUCUAAAACGGAUAGUCUUAGAUAAGAAUCGAUGGAAUCUUUGACUUUCAGGUGUUUACCAAUUUACCAUUCCACUUCUUAUUAAAUGAUACAAUUAGACAAUUGCAACAAACAAAAUGCAUAUAAAAAGAACUUUUACUGUAAAACUUUGCUUUUAGUGGUUGUUUAAAAAAAUUAUUAAAAAAAUUAUUGAAAUUAUUUUUUGAAGAGUUCAUCGAAUAACUGUGUACAUCUUUACCAUUGUCUGCUUAAAUCUUUAUUGAAAGAAAGAAUAUAUUUUUUUUUUAAAAUUAUUUCAAUGAGAAGAGGGAAAAGUUAUUUUUAGAAGAUUCGAUUGCAAAACUUAAAUUGGCAGACUUAAAAAAUUGAAUUGAAAUAUCAACGCUUUAGAGUUUCUUUGGCUAAAUCAAGUCUUUUCAUUUACUUUAAAUUAAUUUUUUAACUUUAAAAAAAAUGUAUAAUACAACAAUUUAGUUGCUUUUUUUUAAUUAUGAAAAUAUAAAUCCACGAUUGUAUAACAAUAAUAUAUAAUUUAUCCAGUUAGAAAACAGCAGUGAAUUCCAUAGCGGAUGUUACAGGUGCACUUAAACGUGAAGCAUUUAUUUCAUCCCGCAGGGACCAAUCGUGGAGAGGGAAGCCCUCGCAGCAGCGGUUAAUGUAGACAGAGGCAACCGAGCUUACCUGAGACGGCUGCUGGCGAGAAUUGGAGAAUACCUCCAAGGGCUACCCCAGCCCUAUCAGGUUUAAACGGAAAAUUUUAAACUCAUUUCCCAUCCACUUAUUACAACUAACGUGUUGCUCGUAAUACACAUUCAGCCGCAUCUUAAAAUACAUAACUUCAACUGUACUCAUAAAGUUACAAAUACCUGCAACACACUGCUCAACCAUUGCAAUUGGGAUGCCAUUCUGGCGAAUAUUUAUACAACUAUUACAGUCACAAUUACGCACACACGUGCCGGUCAACUAUUGCAGUUAAAAAUUAAAUUGACAUACUGAUUACACAAUCUGCUAAACGUGACUAUUAUAAAUGAAGUGCUGCGUUCAAGAUGUGUGAAGGAAAUAGUAGAACAAGGUACGUGUGGAGGCUUGAAAUAAACAAGACGGGAUAUUAAAAGGAGAACGUUUUGCAGACAGGGCAAAUGAAAAAUAAAUGGAACUGGUUUCCUGCGCUAACACAUCAGUGAGAGUUAGAAAAGUCAAUAAAUAAAUCAGUUUUUUUGGCACAAUAUCAUCAUAUGGAAUUAAUCAAAUUCUCUCUUACUGCUUAUCCUCAAUCCCUAUAAUUCUUUUCUUAUUUCUUAUAUUUAAAAAAAAAAAAUAUUAUCGAGGGAAAAAAAUCUUAUUUUCUAAGAUAUAAUACAUACAUUCGUUUACUUCCUAUAAUCUUAAUUUUGAAAAACCCUACUUCCGGCAAUAACAUUAAUGGCGACCACUUAAGCUUUCUAAAAAAACACUUUAUAUUUCUUCUUUUUUUUUGUUUAAAUUUUAUUUGUCCCGUCUGUAAAGAAGGCUCUUAGCCAAUACGUUCUUCUUUUACUGUCUCGUCCUUCUAGUUCAAGCUUCCAUAUAACUUUUUCAUCUAUUUCCUUCAGCCUUUACCAUUUAGCUUGCGUACCCGUUGUACGCAAACUGUACAAUUUUUAUAUAUAUAUAUAUAUUUAUAUUUAUUUAUGUAGUUAUUAAAAAACAGUUAAGUUCAUUCACAUGAUUAUUGCACUAAAUUAAAAAUAAUUCGAGCCCUAUUAUAAAAUGUAUUUAAUCUAUAACAUACAGCAAAAUUUGUAAUUAUGCGAACAGUUUGUUGAUUCAUCCUCCAGGAUAAUUUGCAAAUGAUGUUUCCCAAUUAUAAAGAACAGCUGUCCUGUUACAAUGAAGAAUUAAAUACACCUACUUGUGAGAUCUUGGUGGCUGGUGCGUAUUAUUUAAAUAAAUGAAUGAACACAAAUGAAUUUUCUACCAAUCAAACUUUUUUAAAAGUAUCUUGUUAGUAAUGGGAGGGCAAAACUCUUUGUCCAGAUGGCCACAAGGACAUUUGUUGGUUUUUUAGCAGGACCCAUGCGAAUUUUUAAGUAUGGUAGUCAUCCUUGUUGCGGGAGAUGGGUUCCGAAAAUUCAUUGGGAGAUCAGUACGCAAUUAGGCAGUUGAAUAUUAUUGUUUUCAAUUUACAUUUUAUGUUACUGUUAUUAAGUAUACAAUUUUACACUGUGGUGAUUAAUGCUCAGACGCUUUUAGAUACAAUUAUUCACAAUUUGUAAAGACUGCGUAAAAACUAAUCCAGUUCUAGGAAGCUUAACAUUUCAGCAGGGCAUUUAUGCCCGCCCACCGCCUUUUCCCACCCCUUCUUAAAUGCUUACUUAUAUAUAAAUGCACACAUAAAUAUGGUUUGGCUUAAACAAAAAGUAUACGUUUCUAAAACAUAUGAUGAAAGUAUUGAUUUAAUUGCUUUGUUGUUUCGCGGUAAAAUAAUAAACAAUAUCAAUAAUAAGAUAUUGAGUGUAAUUGUUCAUUAAGUGCAGCACCAUCCUUCCCCCCCCCCCCCCACGUUUGCUCCCAAAAGAGCAUGUUUCUUUAUUGCAUUCCCUAUUCGAAGUAUGAAGUUUAAGUUAGUAAAAAAAGAAAUGUUGACCUUCACAUGUUUAGGUGAGACGUGUUCUGGGAAAUCUAGCCUCAUCAAUAUGUUAAUCAACAAGGACCUUCUGCCCACCGGCGUUCUCAGGUGCACCUCGGCCGUCGUGGAGAUUAAGUAUGGAGCCGUCCCCGAGGUCUAUGUCUACUCGAAGAAUGGGACAGGCGGCUCAGUGCCACCAAGACAGGUAAAAAGACGUUCAGAAGUCUUAUAGGUGCAGUGUUAUGAUUUUGAUAGGGCACAGAUGACUUGGCUUAGAAAAUGGGUCAGAUCAUGCUUAUGCCAAAGAUUUGGUGACUUCAUUUAAAGAGGCGAUUUAUUGAGGAAGAAUUGAAAAGUAUACAAAUAGUAUAUAUAUAUAUAUAUAUANGACAUCUUAACACGAUAAUUACAAUUUCAAAUCAGACAUGUGCACUACGCAAAUAAAAAUCUACGUUAAAAGUUUUACAACAAAAUCUCUUAUGAAAUGUAAAGCUCAAUAUGAAAACUAACAAAUAAAAUUAAAUACAACUCUGUAUCAAUAAGGUAAAUGAUGGUUACUAUGUUUGACCUUCCGGUUAACGAUCUUUCCACUCAGUUCAGUUAUCAUGCAUUUUGUAAAAUAUAUUUUAUCAAUCAUAUUUCUUUCAUGAAAUACUCAUCGUUACAGACUUAGAGAACUAUACAUUUUGCUCACCCACACCAAAUUCAUAUGUAUGUAGAGAUAGCCGUUCGUUCUACGAGUGUUUUGUCUCUGGAGAUCUCAAUCCCACGAGGCCCCGAGAGGGUGCGUGGACAGCAUUGUGUCGAAGAUGAGUUGAUAUAUAAAACACAUUGUGUUCAGGUAAAGUCCGCGUCCAGUGACGGGAGCGAGAAGACAUUACAGGAUGAACUCAAACGCAUUAUAACAGAGAGAGACCCCACGACAGAUGACAGCCCCUUUGAGAAGGUAGUCGUCUUCUGGCCUUUGGAAUGUUUGCAGGUAGGCGAUGUUACAUCUAAUUUAUUUUUUCGGUGGGGGGAAUGUAAUUAAAAUAAAUUAGAGGAAUAAAAUGGCAAGCAGGUCAAAUUAUAUUUUAAAAAAACAACUUUAAAAACAGAGUUUUUGGUAUAAAUCAUGUAUAUGUAUUUUUAAUUGUUUUAUUUAAUAUUACUAUUUUAAUGUCCCACCGGCAUAUUGAUUUCACCAACUGCUUAAGAAAAAAAAAAAUAAAAUAAAAUAUGUUACACAUCAAAAGCACUUGCGAUAUUUUACGAAUCUCAUUUAGCGCAGUUAUCGGGAAUUUUUAUUUCGUGAAAUCAGUGGCAACAUAUUUACGUCAUCUUCCAUUUGGAAAACAGGAAAAACAUAUUUUUGUUGUUGGAGUUAAGAGGUCUCAUGUGAAUUGCUUAACGAUACCAACAGAUUGUAUCACUUGAACUUGAACUAGCUGAAAGAAAUUUUGUUGGACUAAUAUUAUAUUAGAUUAAAAAAAUUUGUUUCAAUGAUUCUGUUUAUUACAGUGUGGCGUUACGAUAGUGGACAGUCCUGGGGUUUGCGAAACAGCAGCCUUGUCGCAGACUCUAGCCAAUUAUCUAGCAAAGGCUUCCGGCUUAAUCUACGUCAUUGAUGCUACAUCGUCCAUGCCAAAACACAGGGUUAGUAACAGGUUUUCACAGUGUAUGUAACCGGUCCCUCUGUUACUAGUAUCGUCAACAUCACAAUAAAUAAGAGUAUCAUCCCAUUGCCACUUUCAUUUUCAUUGCAAAUCCCCCUAUCUUGUAAGGAAAAAAAAUUAAAAUGGGUCAAACAUACUCUGUCAUCUUCCUGGAAUAUACAAUAGCUUCUACUGACUCAUUUUUAUAGUCAACAUACUAAUAAGUGAUUUUUAGUUUCACACCAGUUCUUGGAUCAUUUAUUUCCUCUCGCACGUACGAUUUUAAUAUACCCACAGCUCCUAUAUCAAUACAACAUUAUCUAUAAUUAUCUUUGAUCUGCAUUAUCUAUUUCUUCCAGUCAACACACAGACACACAAGACAGGUAGAUACACACACACACACACACAUACACGCACAUUCAUAUUAAUAAUAACGGCCACGCGUCAUUGCUGGUACGUUCUUGUUUGGAAGGGAGCUGUAACAACAUACAAUACUUAAAGAAUAAGACCCAAGAAAAAACCAGGCCCCAAAAUAACGAAACACAAAACACAACCUUUAACAUCCACUUGACAGCUUGUCCAGCUGCUGCUCAAGGCCUCGGAGCGUCGGGAGGGUUUCGACCCGAACACGGCCAUCUUCGUCUGCAACCGUUGGGAGGCCGUGAGACCGGAGGACUCAGAGAGGGUGAAGGCGUCUUUCGUCGACCGGUUGAGCUUCAUCAUCCCCGACUUCAACGGGUCGCAGCUGUAUCCCAUUUCUGUCAAAGAUGUAAGGUCGAGGUCGAUCAGUUUGUGUUUGUUUGUUUUUCUUUUUGAUUCGAAUUGUCAUCCAAUUAUGCCCAUUGUCGAAAAGCUUAAGUUUAUCCUUUCCCAUGCACUGAUGCAAAGGUCAUCAAGGUGGUUGUUGUUUUGUUGUUGUUUUUUAAGACGACGGGGAGAUACGAAGGGGAAAGGACGAAUAGAUUGUCCCCACCUCAAUGGAAAAUGAAUCUAGAAAUUACUGCUUUUCUAAAAAAAAAAAAAAAAAAAAAAAAGUCAGAUAAUUCCAUUCAUUCAAUUCAGAUUCCAACAUGAAUCUUGCAACAACCAACAGUUUAAACAGCCUUGCACAUUUUUACAACCAAAGCUGUCCUUUCAGGGCAUUUACUUUUACCACCAAUCAGUUGUGAGGUACUUCAAAUGUGGUCAUCCAAAACAAUAUGUGCCAUGCAAUCAAAACAAAUUUUCAUUGAUUUUAAUUAAUAAAAGCAUUUUAUCUUAUCUUAUCUUACCUUAUCUUAUCUUACCUUAUCUUAUCUUAUCUUACCUUAUCUUAUCUUACCUUAUCUUACCUUAUCUUAUCUUACCUUAUCUUACCUUAUCUUAUCUUAUCUUAUCUUACCUUAUCUUACCUUACCUUACCUUACCUUAUCUUAUCUUACCUUACCUUAUCUUACCUUAUCUUAUCUUAUCUUAUCUUACCUUACCUUAUCAGAAAGCCUACUUACACGUAUAAAAGGCUCCAAAGUCUGCGACUUUCAAAUCCCUAUUGUCGACGCGGGCGGGAUGAAAAAGAUGUCGAGGGCAGAAUGAAACUCGUGGGUCAUAGGUUUCCAACCUUUUUAAUAAAAUACGGUCUUAAGAAAUAAAAAAAAAGAGGGACAUUUAAAGAAAAUGAGAUUGGUGAAAAGUGGAUGUUUACAGACAGUAGACAAAAAGGCUUAGCAGCAUAAAAAAAGCUGUAAUUUCUGAGAGAAGCUGAGAGAAACUUAAAUUAAACUUUCAUUACCGGACUAGCCGCAGCGCAAGUCCGAUAUUUUUUUUCUCCAUUUAUUUAACUCGCAAAAGAAACAAAACGGAUACAGAUCUCUGGAUAAAGACAUCUCCAAUGCCCCGAAAUGGGUUUCUUUCACCCUUAGCAAUAUCAGGAGCACACUUAUCUAAACGCGUUUCACAAUCCCUUCAUAAUUACCGACUUCUCACCAGUUAUGACACACCAAACACCAGUUAUGACUCACUACACAUCAGUUAUGACACAUUACACUCAUUUACAAAAAAAAAGAAUAGCAAUCACGUGAAUUUAUUUAAAUGCGUUGAUAAAUUAUACGUAAGUGUUCACUGUCUUGAAUAUUUACAUGGUUAAUAAUUCAGAGUGAACAAAACUAAUUGUUCAUAAAAAAAAUUAGCAAAAUAAUUUUUCUUCGGAACAAUUAAAAUUUCUAAACCAACUUACUGACGUAUCACAAGUUUCAUUGGAAAGACUGAGAGGAAAGGUCUUAAUGUAUAAAUGAAAUUCUUUAUUCGCUGCCAGGGCUGUGCGAAGAGGGUGAUGAAGUGGUCAAUCGCCACAGGUGCCGAUUUCAGGAAGCGCUACAUCGUCUAACACAUGAACUAACUAACACAUAUUCUGGUAAAUGUCUGAGAUUACUCUCUUAUGACCCCGGCUAGUAAAUUGGCUAUCAACUCCAUCUGUUGAGCUGAGCCAUACAACAUUUUCCUCACAAUGGGUUCUCCAACCGCCCUGGCUUCCCCUGGGAAAUCUAGUGAUGGACUUUCGGUCAACAGGUGCGCUAGAGUCUCCGGGGCCAGGCUGCAAUGCCGGCAGGUAUGAUCCCAGUUGUUAUCCAGCCGCCAGAAGGAUGUGCCAAUGGGGCAGUGCUCGGAGCGCAUCUGCGUCACUAAGCUCUGCUGUCUGCGGCCUUCCCCUACCAAGGGUCUUGUUUGCUAGGAGUGGGCAAGUUUGAAAAGACUCCUGACGGUCGUUUUGUCUGCCCAUUGCCUAUACCACUUCGACCUGAAAUGGUCCGCAAGCAAGUUUUUAAUUCCCAAGUAAGUUAUUGGUACUUUUGGCUGAGGCUGGGCAGGCCCGGUUUUCGCUAGAGUGUCUGCUGUCUCGUUGCCACUGACGUUGACGUGGCCAGGUAUCCACUGCAUUGUCACCUUGCCCCCUAGUUCCCCGAUUUUGCACACGUCAUCAAUGAUGACGUCGACCAAGUGGGUGGUACCCAGUAUCUUUCCCAAGAUCUCGAGAGCAGAUCUUGAGUCCGAUUAGACGACUAUAUCGAGCCCCACAUGCUUCGUCCCCUUCAAUGUUUUAUGUACUCUCUCUAAGACCCUGUGUAUAGCCAUGAGCUCCACAUACAAAUUUUAUGCUGCAGUCCCACAGGAUCCCGAGAGUUCGUCUGUUGGUGGUCCUCCUGCUGGGUACAGUAUGAGCGCACCAUACCCAGCAGUUCUUUCUCUCAGAUUGGCAGAGCUGUCCGUGAACACUUUCACGGGUAUCUGUGUGAACACAUCCAUGGUCUCAAGGGCAGCCACUUUCUGAACAUGUUCAGGGCUACGUUUCGUCACUGCUGCAUCGGUCAAGGCCAAAUGUAUGGAUGUUCGUGAGGGUUCCGCAAAAAGCAGAUUAACUGGUAUUAGGGUCAGCCUUUCUUUAUUUUGGGGCAGGUAGAUUGUCCUUUCCAGCUCCAUGACCUGGUGCAUGAAUGAGGACCUCUUUAGUCGCCUGCCACCAACCCAGUUAUUCUGCAAUUGGAAGGCUGGUUCAUUUUUGUCCAGCCGCCGGUACCUCUCUACGGUACUUAAUAUUGAUUUUUCCUUCCUGAUUUGUAGCGGUUCAACAUUGGCCAAGACCUCUACAGCAGCUGUAGGGGUGGUCCUGAAAGCGCCACAGAUGAAUCUCAAAACCCUGGUUCUGUAUUCGGCCACACUUUUCCAAUGCGGUCUUGCUUGCAAAGGAUUGGACUGGCAUGCUGUAAUACAUCACCGACCUUACACUGCUUAGGAGUAGAGCUCUAAGCGUUCUUGCGCCCGCGCCCCAACUUGUGCAAGCCAACUUUGUCACCAGGUUGAGCUUGGUGGUUGCCUGGAAGAAGAGGUCUUGUACAAAAUUAUGCAUAAAUUUUCGGAAAGAAAGGAGCACCAAUUUCUUUUCUUUUCUUGUUGUUGAUGUUUUAAAAAAAAUAUUUUUAUUGCCGCUAUAUUCAGGGUUUGCUUCGGGUGCCACUUUUACUUUAGAACGGUCCGUUUUGUUGUCGGUAAAAAAAGACUUAAAAAUACUUUUGUUUUAUAGAAUAUCACAAAACUAAAAUAUUGCUUGGUAAGCUCGAAGUACGGGUGAUUCCUUUUUAAAUAUAUUGAUGCCCAGAAUUUUCAGGUUUUGCCCCGGGGUGCCUUUUUUUCUCGGCGUUGGGGUCAUUUUUUUUUUUGACGCCCUAUUCCAAAACGGCUGGAUUCAAACAUUUGUUUUUACAGAAUAUCACAAGACUUAAUUAUGGUGUGGUAAGCUCGGAAUACGCGGCACUGAUAGAAGGGAUCAGACAGAUGCUGCCAAGAACAAUGACUGGCAGGCUACGGAUAUAUUACAGGUUCGUUCAUGUCCCGUUCAUGUCCCGUUCAUGUCCCGUUCAUGUCCCGUUCAUGUCCCGUUCAUGUCAAGUUUAUGUCCCGUUCAUGUCUCCUUCACGUCCCGUUCAUGUCCCCUUCAUGUCUCCUUCAUGUCCCGUUCAUGUCCCGUUCACGUCCCGUUCAUGUCCCGUUCAUGUCCCGUUCAUGUCCCGUUCAUGCCCCGUUCAUGACCCGUUCAUGUCCCGUUCAUGUCCUUUUUAUGUCAUAGAAAGCAAAAAACGAUCUGGGACAAAGACGGAUUUUUUCACUAAUGUCUCAUAAUCAUCUUGUUUCUCGAAUUUUGUUUUUAUUGCUCACACAUUGGAUUCUAUCGCUCAGUUGAUCGACUGCGUUGUAGGUGAAUGAAAGAUUGCGUCUGAGAUGCGUGAACAUCGCGUCUGCUUCUUUCAGUGAACGUCGUGAGAAGUUUGGGUUUGUGGAUGUCAUAUGAGAACUCUAGGAUUGUGGGGAUUAAAAUAAACUGAUAUUUCUUAGUCAAUAAUAUACAUACCGAUAGAAUGUGUUGUCAUCGACAACGAGUUAUCAUUACUUAACAGUAGAAAAUUUAAAAAUGCGUUUUAAAGUUUGAAAAAAAAUAAUAAUUUCUAGCAAUGACGUGUCUAAAAUAUUAAAAAGUAGAAAAUAAUAUUUAUUAUUUCUUUCAAUGCAUUACGAAAAUAUUGUCUUUGAACAAAAUAUUUUCUAAAUUAAAUUUUAAAAUCAUAUUAAGUUUAUCCACAUUCUAUUCAAAUCAUUUGGCUACAUAGGUUGCUCAUCUACACGUCUGCUUAGACUUUCUUGUGAUACAUUUUAAAUUAUUUUAUACUUUUUAGUGGCUUGGACCGGUUUUUUUCUCCAAUUUGUUUGCUUAUAUUCUUAUCUAUAUUGUUAUUUAGAUAUGUAGCAGCACUGCUGGAGAAGUCUCGCCAUUCACUGCGCAUUUCCUUAAGCGUCCUAACGGACAGUAUGGAAACCAACAAGAGGAGGUACAAAGAGGUGGAAGCGAAGAUGAAGAAGAUCAAGGAACAAUCGGAUGUCCUGCUGAAGGAGAUCAAAAAACACGUCAAGAUUUUCAGCCACCAGACGGCAAAAGAAUUGGUUUGUCACCUGGACUCACAUGAGAUCAGGUGUGUUUUAUAUAUAUCAAUUUAUAUAUAUAUAUAUAGACAUAUAUAUAUAUAUAUAUAUAUAUAUAUAUAUAUAUAUAUAUAUAUAUAUAUAUAUAUAUAUAUAUGUAUAUUAUUUUUUUUAUAUAGUGUGUUUUAUAUAUAUAUAUAUAUAUAUAUAUAUAUAUAUAUAUAUAUAUAUAUAUAUAUAUAUAUAUAUAUAUAUAUAUAUAUAUAUAUUUAUACAUAGAUAUUUGUAUAAUAUUUCUUUUAUAUAAAGCAAAGUUUUACCAUGUUUCUAUGCACAUAUGUAUCUUAAGUUUUUAUGCUAACCAAUUACUCAAUAACAUGACAGCCAAGUAAUGGAUGGCAAGCCAAUUUGACAUGGUCCUAUCUACUUAUCUAUAGGGGGUUUCUAGGGACUUUGGUCGAAAUCAGUUUAUCCUAAAAGCGGAAAUUUAGAAAUUAUUUAAAAUAUAGUGAGUAAAGUGUGGACAAAAUAUUCUCAAGUGGCUUUCUGGGACAUUGAAGUCAAUUUAUCUUAGAUAUACGCCUUUUUAAUAAGUAUUUACCCAGAACGGUGAAAAAUUAUACAUUUAUUGAAGUAAGGUUAUAGAUUUAAAACUAAUUUUUUGUUCAAAGAUAUAAAAGAAAAAGGUUGGGCACAAGUCAUUCAGAUUUUAAAAAAAUAAAUAAACUAAAGAGUCAGGCAGUAGCCGGAAGUACUGUGAUGAACCCAACAAAACGACGAUUUAUAUUGCUGCUAUGUAAAAUUUAGAAUGUGGUUAAUACCCUGCGGUGAAUUUCGUCUCUUAAUCAACGCUGUACAAACUGUUUGACCUACGCAUAGAGCGCUUUAUCAAUCGUGUUCAUCUCUAGCUCAUCGACACCCUUUGUAAUUAUUCAAUUUAUUUCAAAAUUCAUUGAGCAGUGGUGCGGGAAAGCCACUUCAUUUUACUAAAAGAGCAAGAUGAGGUCACUGUCUGCAGCAACUAUCCCAUGCCCGCGGUGCCAGAGAUCAUUCCGAGCACGGAUCGGUCUAGCAAGCCACCUACGAGCUCACCGUAACCCACCCCCCCCCUAACCGGAUGACUCGAUGGUCCUAGUCGACUUCGACGGACUAACAACUAAAAUUAUUCCAAAAUUAUAUUAUACUGAUUCUACUCCACCACCCAGCAUUUUUAAACGGUGGUCAAUGGUAGCGAAAUAAUCGAUCUCACGACCACUGUGUGUCCAUGAGUUAACGUCCCGCGCAUGUCUUCACGCAGAAGUAAGCUGGCGGCAGGCUGCGAUUGGACGGCGGUGAGGCAAAGAAGACGCUGGGUGAAAAAGGCCGAGACGGCAAACGCCCUCAUCGCCGAGGCCGUCUGCGACGAGGUCAAUGAGUUCGAGAGGGAGCGGAGGUCGGUGAAGGAAAUGCUGGACGAAAUCACGGCACAGUUUCGCCGGCAGUUCAAUCUGUUUGAAGAUCAGUUGAACAUCGUCAAAGGUGAGUGGUCAAUUGAAGGGUGCUAUUGUGCUAAACAGGGUUUCAAUGUAUAUCACCAUAGAUCUCUUGAUCGUGAGACUGAGGGAGGGAAGGAAAGAGAAGUAAUAAUUAAAGGGGAGGUGGGGCUGUUUUUGCCCCCCCCCCUUUUUUUUUUUGAGAGAGAAACCUGAAAGAAACGAUCACGAUGUUAAUACCGUAAGAAAUUCGGGGGAAGGGGGGAAGGGGGGGGGGAAUUAAGUGAAUUGUUUAUAGGAUUCUUAGUGUAAGAAUUAUAAUUUUACAGCAGAUUAUAAAUACAUUUAAAUUAGCUGAUAUCAUUAUAUCCCCCGUUCAAAGAAAACAAAAUAAAAAAUAAUUUUUUUAAGUACCUAGUGUCUGUUUUAAUUUUUUUUUUAAAGAUGUUUCAGUAUAAGCAGUCUGUGUUAAUAAAGAUAAUAGUAGGGAUUCUUUUGAAAAUACGGCUAAAUAAAAUAAGUGUUGGACUGUGAUAUCGCGAGCUGCAUGCGGCGCUCUUUAGCGACCCGAGUGCGGCUCAACCAGUCGGCCUCAACCAGUCGGCCUCAACCAGUCGGCCUCAACCAGUCGGCCUCAACCAGUCGGCCUCAACCAGUCGGCCUCAACCAGUCGGCCUCAACCAGUCGGCCUCAACCAGUCGGCCUCAACCAGUCGGCCUCAACCAGUCGGCCUCAACCAGUCGGCCUCAACCAGUCGGCCCUAAAUCGGUUUUGACCCUGAACAGCAUGGGUCUUGAAAUGUUUUUGAAAAGAAAUUGGGCUCUUUAAAAAUGUAAUCGUUCCCGCUGCUGAUAUUUUGGCUCUUUUGGCUGAGUUUGAGGACCACUGAAAUAUAACAGCUUAAAUUAAUAUUAGGCACAUUACAAACGACGUUUCACCCACAGCUGUCUACGCCAAUUGGAGUAAGCGUUAGAUUGAUCAGAUGAAAUGUCUGCUAAGGACCAAAAAAAAAAAAACUUGUCAUUUUCCCCAUGCAUCACCACACCACUAAAUCUUUUUCUUUGUUUUACGUUCAACUUCGGUGCUUAGAUAAAUUGUUGGAGGACGAUCAGCUGAGGAUUUUUGUUGACGUGACCAGGACUACAAGGACCGAAAAGCAGGGCAGGAAAAGGACUCGGGUUCACUACAGGUUAGACAAGAUAAGUUAUUAAAACCGAGAGAUGUUGUCAAUGGAAAACAUCUGAUUACUAUUCAAUUUGGUAUCCCGGUAUUUUCUAACAAGUGCACCUACCGUCUAUGGAGCCUGUCUGACAUGACGGCAACUGUGGUCACUAAGAGGAUGAAACCUAUAUAAGCAGGUUAGAGUGGGACUGUGUUCUCGUUUCUCAUCUGGGUGAUAAGGCUCUGGGGUCUAGGGUUUUAGUUUACAACAUUGAUUCCUUUUCCUAUUUGGAUGUGUGGCAUGUUCCGGUAAGAUUUACGGUUCAUAACCACCCCCCCACACACACACACUGUUUUCCCUCAUAUGUUAUUGCCAUUCCUUUCGGAAGAGGUUGUUUACCACACUUUAAUCCCCAGUUGGAUUUUCGUUCAGCUUGUUUGAGGCUGGGCAGAUCCUUGCUUGGUUAGAGAGUCAUCUCUUUCAUUGUAAUCCCGCAUGUCCAGGGAUCCAUUAGAGGACCACUCUGCCCCCAGGCGACCUUAUGUCUUGUAUUAUGUCCAUUGUUGAGUUAACCAUUUUCGUGUCUGUUGAUCCCCUUUCUCCUCACAGACUUGAAGACCAGCUGUGGGUCGGGUAACACGACUAUGGACGGAAGUUGUUAUCAUCUCGCUACUCUGCAGCGAUCAGCUUCGAUGGCUGCAUCGCAAAUUGUGCUCUCUUCCCACUCGGCCAUGUAAUCUCCUCUGUUGGAGGCACCUUUUGGGCAAUGUACGAGUGCGCCUAAUCCAGCUUAUUUUCGAUGGUGUCCAUGUAGGCUUGUAAAUCAAUCGUCAUCUUUUCCAACAUAAAGAGGACUCGACUUUGAAACUGCCGUAUUUCCCAGCGUAAGACGUAAGACGUAGUCAAUGCAUUCGUUUGUGAUGGCUCCUGGAACAAGUGCAUAGCUUUUCUUUAUUUUUUCCGAUAAAGGGUGAUUACUCUCAAGUGAGUGUACCCCAUCAAUGAAGGGGGUUCUUUUUAUUCUUGUCAUCUUUAUCCACCGGUCUUGUAACUGAAAACAGGGUUCUUUUUCCCCCAUACGUCGGUAUCGUUCCACCGUCGUUAGGAUGUCUUUGUCUGUCCUAUUGCCAGGUGGUUCUACGUUGUCUGACAGAAUAUCUACGGCUGCCUUGGGUGUUGCUCGCAACGGACUGCACACGAACCUGAUGGCUAGGUUUUUUUAUGCGGUCAAGGCCAGCUAGAGUCGAUCCUCUCUCCUACCAACCUGUCCCCCGACAUUGGCACGAGAGGGGAUCCACUCAUAAAACAAGUAGCAGUGACCCUGUUCUCCACUAGCCUGUUCCCGGACCACUAAUGGAGAAGGCAGACUGAGGCAGCUCCACAUCAAAAAGUCACUUUGUCCUUGCCACAGUCCUACACAGUCUGAACGUUUAGCUUCCACUCAGGUAUUUGCACAGGGGCGUCAUUUCAGUUUUUUUCAACAACAAAAAAAAAGGGGGGGGGGGCAAAAUCAAAACUUGGUAGGCUUGUUAAGCUGUGUAUUACUUUAGGUGCCUCAGUGCAUAGCAAUUUAAAUAAACUCUUCAAAUCCAGCGGGGUGGGCAAAUGCCCCCCUCUGUCCUGAGUUUUUUUCAACAACAAAAAAAAAGGGGGGGGGGGCAAAAUCAAAACUUGGUAGGCUUGUUAAGCUGUGUAUUACUUUAGGUGCCUCAGUGCAUAGCAAUUUAAAUAAAAUCUUCAAAUCCAGCGGGGUGGGCAAAUGCCCCACUCUGUCCUGGCCAAAUGACGUCCCUGCAUGGUAUUGCGUUGCCUGAGCCCAUCUUUAAAGGAGUUCUUCAGUCUUCGGUGCGCCUCCCGGGUUCUUUAGCUUCAUGCUGUGGCCACCUUCACUUAGCCCUUCUAUUCUGAUGUACCACGAAGUGACCAUGUCACCCGUUGUCCAUACAAAACACAAGAUCAUGUAGGCCUCGUGUAUAGUUAUUAUUUUCACUUUUGUGCAAGCCGUUUCCAGUUUCUAACCAAAUAAUCUCUUACGCUCCCCCAGCAUCGGAGCUAUCCUGGUCUCCCGUCUAGAUCUCGAUGUGAGGUCGGUAAAGACGUUUAAAGAAGACUUUAAGAGCGAUCCAGCCCGGGCAAUGAGACAAGCCGUAGAUACGUACCUCCAACAGUUCACAGCCGAUACCAUCGCUGUAUAUUUAGAGGGCUUUUUCAAAAGGUAUGUCCGGAGAUAUAACGCUAGUCUCAAGAGUUCUAACCGCGUCUUACGUUAAAGAAAUACAGGAUUUGGAAUUAAUAGUUAUAUUUGUAGGGAAAUAUAAUAAUAGAUCCACACAAAAAAUGUACGGUAGCUUAAAAAAAAUAUUUAAAACAAAACAAAACAUGGACGCUAUUCUAGUAUUUUGUGUUUUUCGUUUAUAUUUUCAGUUUUGGUUGAGGUUUCAUAUAUUUUCAAUUUCUAAAAGCUUCUAAGGCAGCGUUUCUCAACAUGUGGGUCGCGACUCCUUUAAGGUUUGAACAAUCUUUCACAGGGGUCACCUAUAACCCUAGGAAAACACAUACUCCAUAGAUAUCAAAGAUAAUAACUUUAUGCUUGGGGAUCACCAUAACAUUAGGAAUUGUAUUAAAGGGUGGCGGAAUUAGGAAUGUUGAGAACCGAUGUUCUGAGGGACUUCGCAUAUACGAGAAUACGCAGUAUUUUGUGGUUUAGCUAAUAAAUGAGUGAGGAUGUAACCAUUAUUAUACUGCAUGUGAUCGGAAAAAUCCCUAAAGUACAAUAAAACCUUAGAGGCACUCUAUUGUACAGCAUUGCUCAACAUCCAGUCUCGUUAUAUAUAUAUAUAUAAAUAUAAAAUGUAUGUUCAUUCAUUUGAGAUGGUGUUCCCUUUGAUUCCGAAACGAUCUUUUCAUAAUUAGCCCUAAAAAAUUGUAGUGCUUUCUUACCACACGUCUUACCACACGUCUUACCACAUGUCUUACCACACGUUUUACCAAACGUUUUUCCACACGUCUUACCACACGUCUUACCACACGUCUUACCACACGUCUUACCACAUGUAUUACCUAAUGUCUUACCCCCACGUCUUACCACACGUAAUUUUUUUUACCAUACAACUGCAACCUCACACCCUUUUUCAAGAAUAAAUUAUGAUGUCUUCUUGGUCCAGACUUGUCACCGCGACUGACAGGGUGGGCAGCUACAUACCGAACAUACUGGAGGCAGACCAAGCUUUGCUGAGAGUGGAGCUCGACGAAUGCAGGGGGAAGACGGACGUCAUCACAUCGGCUGAUCAGAAAUGUGGGUCACUUCAAGGGCAGCUCGAUCAGUACUUCGCAGUACGGCUGAUGGAGACAGACUUUGCUGAGAGGCAGCUGAUGUAGGUGACGUGCCGCGUUCGAGGGAUCUUUUUUUUUUUAAUUCUAGAAAUGAGAGAAACUUUCAGCGAAAUAAUGAACAAAGUUAAGGUGAAAGAGGCUUAGUUGAAGCGUGUCUCAAACAUGUUAACGGAAUAUAUUUAUGGACUAAACUACGCAGUAUAUAGACUAAAAUACACCUUAUAUAGACUAAACUACGUGUAUAAAGACUAAAAUACACAGUUUAUAGACUAAUAUAUCGUUACAUAGACUACAAUACGCAGUAUUUAGACUAAAAUACACCUUAUUAUAGACUAAACUACACCGUAUAUAGACUAAAAUACACCUUAUAGAGACUAAACUACAUGUAUAUAGACUAAAAUACACAGUUUAUAGACUAAUAUAAAGUUACAUAGACUACAAUACGCAGUAUAUAGACUAAACUACACCUUACAUAGACUGAACUAUACCUCACAUAGUCUAAACUGCACCAUACAUAGACUAAACUACCCCUUAUUUUGUCUAAAAUACACAGUUUACAAGUUUAACUACACCUUACAAAGACUAAACUACAUCUUACAUAGACUAAACUACACCUUACAUAGACUAAAAUGCAUCUGAUAUAGACUAAACUACACCUUAUAUAGACUAAAAUACGCAGUAUAUAGACUAGACGACAUAGUGUAGACUAAACUACAAAGUAUAAAAACACUAAGUCCUUUUUUAUUAAUACAAAUGGUCUCCUUUAGUCCGGUCAAUGAACAAGUUUACGAUUUUACCUUUGCGAUCUUGGUUAGGCGCUGGUAUGGCCCUUGGGAGAUGGGUCAAAGGUGACCACGCUAUUAUAAUUUAUAAUAAAUGUAUACCUUUUAACAAAUAAUUAUGUUUGCAAAUUGGCUUCUACUUGACAGAGUCCAAAACGAAAUUGGCCGGGGUCAGUUUGCCAGCGUUUGUAAAGCAACGCUUCGACUGGAAAGUGUCGACCAACAGGUGGCCGUGAAAAUUCCACUGAAUCCACUGACGGUUGAGGACAUCAGUUACACCAUUUUGGAAGACGCUGUACUCAGGUGAACAUUUAUAUAUAUAUAUAAAAAUGACCUUUUAAAGGAAAUUAGAAUUUGAACACUACCCUGGCGCCGUCCUAUCUGAAGAGCUGCUGACGCCUUGUGUACCCACUAGACAACUCCGCUCAUCCGACAGUGGCAAACUCUUGACACCACGUGUUCGCCUUGAGACUUGCGGAAAGCGCACUUUCGCAUUUGCUGGUCCAACAAUUUGGAACGCCCUUCCAGUCGAUCUCAGAAACAAUCAGACACUGGAGUCCUUUAAAACCGAUUUAAAGACACAUUUAUUUCGCAAACACCUUCUGGGAUGAUUGUUUACCAUAUUUUCCAUUUAAUGCAUAUUACCUGUGUUGCUCACGGUUGAAAUGGGUUGAAAGACUUUGACAUUGUAUGCUUGUAAUUAGUUUUUGUAGUGUUUUUACUCUUGUACCACGCUUCGAGCCUUUGGGGAUGAAGCGUGUUUUUGAAAUACACUUUAUUAUUAUUAUUAUUAUUAUUCCUCCAUGUCCCAUCCAUGGGUUCAUCCGGGGAGUGGGGUGGGGGGAUGUCGUUGCUCAAUUCUUUGCGGUUUUACCGUUGUAAAGAUUAAACUAGUUAAAGAAUUAAUUAUUUUAAUGAAAUUUAAAAUAAUUUUUAAAAAACUUCUUUGUGCCAUUUCUUAAUAAAGUUUGAAUAUAUGCAUUAAUCUGAAUCUAUUUCUUUUUUUUCUUUCUGGGAUAUCUACAGAGAACUGAAACAUGAGAACAUUAUCAAAUAUUACGGCGUCUACCGCACAGGAGCAGAACAAAACAUGAGGCUGGUUUUCGUCAUGGAGUACUGCGAAAAAACAAUGAUGGUAAAAACUAUAGACGAGAUUUGAAAACGAGAUUCAAAAGCGAGAUUUAAAAGUGAGAUUUAAAAACGAGAUUUAAAAAAUGAAAUUCAAAACGAGAUUUGAAAACGAGAUUUGAAAGCGAGAUUUAAAAGUGAGAUUAAAAAAUGAGAUUUAAAAAACGAGAUUUAAAAACGAGAUUUUAAAACGAGAUUUCUGGUGAUUAAAAAAAUCAUUGUCUGUAAUCUUCUUGCAGGCUUUCUAAUGCCUAAUACAGAUACGCUAUAAAAUCCACUUUCACACAUAUAAUACUACUUCCAAAUUUGUAUUUUACGUUUUUAUUUAUUUUAAAAUUUUGGCUAUUUUCCUUUCAAAGAAACACAAAUUUCACAAAAAUCAAUUUUCAUACUUUUUGCGACGAAAUGAAGGAGACGUCAUUUUCACUUUUAAUUCUCUCGUUUCUUUUUCAAUGGAUUAAUGCAAUGUCUUUGGUACACUAAAAGAAUAGACGUACACACAUUAUUAUUUAGAAUACAUUUCUAAUCAAGAACCUGUAUUUUUACACCAUCACGUUAAAGGGCUAACUAUCUGCACUAAAUUAUGUAUUAAGUCAAUUGAGCAAAAUAAAUAUCCUUUUAGAUCGUCGCGGUUUACGUAGAACUGUACUAUCUUUAUUUCGAGGACCUCCAUUCUCUUUAAGGCGGAGACCUCUUCUGUCUUUAAGGCGGAGACCACUUCUGUUUUUAUGGCGGAGACCUCUGCUGUCUUUAAGGUAGAGACCUCUUCUGUCCUUAAGGCGGAGAUUUAUUCUGAAUUGAAGGCGGAGACCUCUUCCGUCUUUAGGUCGGAAACCUCUACUGUUUCCAAGGUCUUGGUCUCUCAUGAAAGUGUCAACAUUCUGUGUAUAUACUCAUUUACCAUUAAAAUUGAUUCAUCACAAUACUAACCAAAUGUUACCAUGUGAUUCAUUUAGUAAUAAACCAUCAUUAAAAAACACACACAUGGGAAGAUACUAUCAUUUUCUUGGUGAAUCUUUUAUCAUCCAUAUGAUUUAAAGAUCAUUUCAGAGUUAAGAAAAACAAAGUUCCAUUUUAUAUCCCUUAAAAUUGUACCCAGGGCGAUUGUUCACAAUGUAAAGGUUCACAUAACAUUUCUUUUUCACGAUACUAUUAUUAAUUUUUAAUCUAAACAUCUAAGUAGUUUAUUAACUCGUUUCUGAUGUAAAAAAAAAACAACAACAACAAAAAAAACUAUUUGCUUCUGCUAGUCUUUAAUCGUCAACACUGACCCACCAAGCUCCUACAGACGAGACACAGCUGAAGGCCAAUUCAUGGACACCUUUUUCAAAGUAACGGAUUACUUAUUACAGCUGUGUUCUGGGCUCGAAUACCUCCAUCACAAAUCCAUCGCUCACAGGGAUCUAAAGCCUGAAAAUAUUUUAGUGAGUGACUUUGAGUGAAUAGUGAGUGUGUGUGUGCGCGUGUGUGUGGGGGGUGGGGGUAGGUAGGGGUCAGUCUUUUUAAUAUUAAUGAUUAAUUUUUUUAAAGAAAUUAAGAUUUUUUUAAAGAAAUAUCUCUGUCGUAGUGUGAACAUUUUAUGUAGAUUCAUCAUAUUUAGUUGUUUGCUUAAUCAUUUGUCAUCAUAUUAGUCGCGUCCCUCCUGGUCCUGUGUCUUUUUAUAUGAAUGUAUAUGUCAUAAAUCCGAGCUCCUAGGCAUUCGGUGCACACAAUAACGCUUACGUCGUUCAUUUUGAAGUAGUGGUCAUUCGAUUUUCGCCUGAGAAGCUUGAUCUAAAUCGUUACAGAUUAUGAGCGGACGCCCACAAUAAAGUAAACAUGGAACGGAUGUGUUACCUUGUAGAAACCUAUGAACUGAUUUUAUCAUGAUAGGGCUGGAUUUUUAUAGCGCAGUACUCCAGCCUAGGGGCUAGGCUCACCGCGCUUCACAUUAAAAUUAGCCAUUACAGAAAGUUAUACAUUUAAAAACAACAAUUGGUAAAAAACGUGACGUCACCCACCCAAGUGCUAUCUAGCCCCCCCCCCCCUGGUCUAACCAUGGACAACGCCCAGCAGCAUCCGGCAUUGUUUACCAGUUAGAGGCGGGUGAGGAUGAGUCGGUAUAUUAUAUUUUGUAGAGAUGUUUCUUGAGGGCAGUUUUAAAGGCCUAGGAUCUUCAUUAUGUUGCGUAAUGUGUAAUGGAAGAGAAUUCCAUUGUUUUUGGGCACAGAAAGAGAAGGAUCGUUCACUAUACGUUUUCGAGGGUGUUCUGGGCACAGAAAGAAUACGCGUGUCUGCGGAGGUAGCAAGCUUUCGAAAUAUUUCACAUUAUUUGAUAAUAAUAAGAUCUCUGAAUGGUUCAGUUCGUUGGAGAUGAUAGCUCCAAAUGGUUCAGUUAGUAGGACAUGAUAGCUCUAAAUGGUUCAGUUCGUUGGAGAUGAUAGCUCUAAAUGGUUCAGUUCGUUGGAGAUGAUAGCUCCAAAUGGUUCAGUUCGUUCGAGAUGAUAGCUCUAAAUGGUUCAGUUCGUUGGAGAUGAUAGCUCCAAAUGGUUCAGUUCGUAGGACAUGAUAGCUCCAAAUGGUUCAGUUCGUUGGAGAUGAUUGCUCUAAAUGGUUCAGUUCGUUGGAGAUGAUAGCUAUAAAUGGUUCAGUUAGCUGGAGACGAUAGCUCUAAAUGGUUCAGUUAGUUGGAGAUGAUAGCUCUAAAUGGUUCAGUUAGUUGGAGACGAUAGCUCUAAAUGGUUCAGUUAGUUGGAGACGAUAGUUCUAAAUGGUUCAGUUAGUUGGAGAUGAUAGCUCUAAAUGGUCCAGUUCGUUGGAGAUGAUAGCUCUAAAUGGUUCAGUUCGUUGGAGAUGAUAGCUCUUAAUGGUUCAGUUAGUUGGAGACGAUAGCGCUAAAUGGUUCAGUUAGUUGGAGAUGAUAGCUCUAAAUGGUUCAGUUAGUUGGAGAUGAUAGCUCUAAAUGGUUCAGUUCGUUGGAAAUGAUAGCUCCAAAUGGUUCAGUUAGUUGGAGAUGAUAGCUCUAAAUGGUUCAGUUAGUUGGACAUGAUAGCUCCAAAUGGUUUAGUUAGUUGGACAUGAUAGCUCCAAAUGGUUCAGUUAGUUGGACAUGGUAGCUCCAAAUGGUUCAGUUAGUUGGACAUGAUAGCUCCAAAUGGUUCAGUUAGUUGGACAUGAUAGCUCCAAAUGGUUCAGUUAGUUUGAGAUGAUAGCUCCAAAUGGUUCAUUUAGUUGGACAUGAUAACUCCAAAUGGUUCAGUUAGUUGGAGAUGAUAGCUCCAAAUGGUUCAGUUAGUUGGACAUGGUAGCUCCAAAUGGUUCAGUUAGUUGGACAUGAUAGCUCUAAAUGGUUCAGUUAGUAGGACAUGAUAGCUCCAAAUGGUUCAGUUAGUUGGACAUGAUAGCUCCAAAUGGUUCAGUUAGUUUGACAUGUUAGCUCCAACUGGUUCAGUUAGUUGGACAUGAUAGCUCCAAAUGGUUCAGUCCGUUGGAGAUGAUUGCUCUAAAUGGUUCAGUUCGUUGGAGAUGAUAGCUAUAAAUGUUUCAGUUAGCUGGAGACGAUAGCUCUAAAUGGUUCAGUUAGUUGGAGAUGAUAGCUCUAAAUGGUUCAGUUAGUUGGAGACGAUAGCUCUAAAUGGUUCAGUUAGUUGGAGACGAUAGCUCUAAAUGGUUCAGUUAGUUGGAGAUGAUAGCUCUAAAUGGUUCAGUUAGUUGGAGACGAUAGUUCUAAAUGGUUCAGUUAGUUGGAGAUGAUAGCUCUAAAUGGUCCAGUUCGUUGGAGAUGAUAGCUCUAAAUGGUUCAGUUCGUUGGAGAUGAUAGCUCUUAAUGGUUCAGUUAGUUGGAGACGAUAGCGCUAAAUGGUUCAGUUAGUUGGAGAUGAUAGCUCUAAAUGGUUCAGUUAGUUGGAGAUGAUAGCUCUAAAUGGUUCAGUUCGUUGGAAAUGAUAGCUCCAAAUGGUUCAGUUAGUUGGAGAUGAUAGCUCUAAAUGGUUCAGUUAGUUGGACAUGAUAGCUCCAAAUGGUUUAGUUAGUUGGACAUGAUAGCUCCAAAUGGUUCAGUUAGUUGGACAUGGUAGCUCCAAAUGGUUCAGUUAGUUGGACAUGAUAGCUCCAAAUGGUUCAGUUAGUUGGACAUGAUAGCUCCAAAUGGUUCAGUUAGUUGGAGAUGAUAGCUCCAAAUGGUUCAUUUAGUUGGACAUGAUAAGUCCAAAUGGUUCAGUUAGUUGGAGAUGAUAGCUCCAAAUGGUUCAGUUAGUUGGACAUGGUAGCUCCAAAUGGUUCAGUUAGUUUGACAUGUUAGCUCCAACUGGUUCAGUUAGUUGGACAUGAUAACUCCAAAUGGUUCAGUUAGUUUGACAUGAUAUCUCUAAAUGGUUCAGUUAGUUGGACAUGAUAGCUCUAAAUGGUUCAUUUCGUUGGAGAUGAUAGCUCCAAAUGGUUCAUUUCGUUGGAGAUGAUAGCUCCAAAUCGUUCAAUUCGUUGGACAUGAUAGCUCUGAGUUCAACUAAUACAAAAUACUAAAACUAGAAACGCACCUAAAUUUCAGAUUGCGAUCAAAGACGGGAGAGAGACGAUAAAGAUAGCUGAUUUCGGCCUGGCCAAGAAAAUGUUCAAGCCUGCGUCCAGUCAAGUGGGCUCGAGAGCGUACAUGGCGCCAGAGAUUUUCCACGUCGGGGCCAAGUACGACACAAAAGUAGAUAUUUACAGGUAAGCGGGCCAACACAUGGCGCCAGAGAUUUUCCACGUCGGGGCCAAGUACGACACAAAAGUAGAUAUUUACAGGUAAGCGGGCCAACACAAAGAAAUGAACGCGCACAAUCAUUGCACACGUUGUUUUAUGUGUUUAUUUAUGUUUAAUAUAUAUUUUUUAUAAAGUGUUAAAUGUGCGCCUUUCAGUAGAGCGUUGAUUGUGCAAACAUUGGAUAUAUCAUGUUGCUAAUGAUAGUAAAUAAAAAUUAAUUAAACCAAACAUGGUUAAAUAAUGAUAAUAAUAAUAAUAUUACUAAUAAUAUGAUAUUAUAUAAUAGUUGUUAACGCGAUGUUGUUUUUAUUAUUAUAUUAUUAUUAUUACUACUUGCUCUAGCCAUGCCAAUACAAUGGUGGACCCAGUGCGUGAACUUCUCAUUUACUAAAGUUAUUUGACACAUUUAAAAAAGACAAAAAAAAAACGACUUUAUAAGAACCCUAAUUAGUGCAACCCCCACCCACGGUUCGCCAACGCCCUUGAACUGUAUUAGUAUUCGAAUGUCCCCCCCCCCCUCCCUCUUUUACACAAUGCAGAUUAAUGACAUCAGUAGUUAUCACUUGGCAAACAAUUGCCGCGGAAAUAUGUGAACUCCCCAUCUACUAAAUUUACUUUUCAAAACAAGCAAGCAAGUUACUCGUCUUAUAAGAAGCCCAAGAAGUGCUCCCACCCCCCCCCCUUCCUCAAAGCUCACCACCGCACACUUUGUGCACGAUUCUGAGCAAUAUUAAUAUUGUAAUGUCCAAUCACUUUUGAUACCACAGGUUUAUAAAACCAUAUUUAAAUUUAGACUAUUUCCAUCGAACUAAAGGAAAAUAUUACGCAUCAAACGCUCUUGUAAUUUUAAGAUUCUCAUUUAGCUCAGUUAUCGAGCACUUUUUAAAAAAAAAUUGAAAUCGGCGUCGUCGCUGCAUCUUCUUCUUCUUCUAUAUCUUAAGGGCCCACGAUCAAUUUAUUGAUCAUUUUGGCUCCUAUGCAUGUAGAUGGGAUUUGCAAUGUUUCUGUUACUGGUGUUGAUGAGGAAAUCAUGCACUAGGGGUUUGAAGGUUUGAGUCAAUAGACACAAAUGUGUCUAGUGUUGUCGCCUCAACUGUUCCUUUUGAAAGAUGGUUCCAGUCCCUGAUUGUCUUGGGCAGGAAUGAGCAGCUCCUAUACUGGCUUCUUGUUGGUAUGAGCCUGAAUUGCCUGUCAUGGCCUCGUCGCUGUCUAUGGGGGAGAGGAACGAGUUUCUGUUUAAUACUCUUAUAUAUAUUACGCUUCUGGUGUGACUCGUCAGCUGCUUACGUUUGUGGCUGCUUACGUUUGUGGCUGCUUACGUUUGUGGCUGCUUACGUUUGUGGCUGCUUACGUUUGUGGCUGCUUACGUUUGUGGCUGCUUACGUUUGUGGCUGCUUACGUUUGUGGCUGCUUCCUAUUCAACGUAUUUGGCAUUGAGAGUAUAUUACAAAUAAUUGCAUGUGUUUGAAAGAAAGUAUGGUUCAAUAAUGAGUUCACUAUCGCGCAAAAUAUCAUUUCCGAUAACUAUAAUGCAAAAUGAUUUUCUUUCUUUUUUUUUAAAUAACGCAACUGCGUUUGGUGCGUACUAUUUUCUUUUCGGAAUUUGAAAUCGUUUCAAUUUAAGUAUUGUAUAAAAAACAAAUAUUCGGUUUCAAAGUGGUUGGGACAUCAGAAGAUUUAAUAUAGUACAUGGGCGUGAAAUAAAAAGUGUGCAGUGACGUAUCAUGGGGGAAGGGCUGCAGCAAAUAUUGGGAUUCUAAAAUGUGGGUUACUAAGUUCAUGUUUUUGUCAAGUAAUUUUAGCAGAUGGGAAGUUCAAGCAUUGCUGUCGCCAAUGUUUGGCGGGCUACAUCUUGUAGAUUAUUAUUUUGAUUAAUAAUGUCACGUUAUAAGUAUGAUCUUAUAUUGCCCAAUAUAACGUAUUUAACACCACUGACCGUUAAUUUAAACUAUUUUGUAAAGCACCGUAACACUUGCAUAUGUCAUGCAUUACCUUUGCGAUGAUGCUUUUGACUUCUAGAAAAUAGAUUGAUGAUUGGCUUUCUAGGGUAUGUGUCAUUUCUCGGCGGAAGUCUAUUAGUAGAUUAACCGGGCGUACGGCACGGCCAACCUCAUUAAGAUAAUAAUAAAACAUUCUGGCAUUACGUUUGGCCAAUCUCUCAACAGCUGUUCGGUACUUCUGCGUUAUUGUGAGCCAGCAUAAAGGGUCUCAACCUAGACGAAAACGUGUUUACAACGUUUUUAUACGAAAGAUUUUAACAAACCAAUUGUUACUGCCGCAUAUCUGCGGAAUUAUAUUGUUAGAAGCUAGGUUUUGCGAGAGAAAAAAAAAUCUGUCUAAAAAUAGGAACAUUACGCAAAGCGAUGUUAGGUUUUCUGGUCGUAGUGAUGACAAACCCUACUCUACCUGUAGUCCAAAAUAAUUAUCAACCUUUUUUUUUUAACCAUCAACAGUUUGGCGCUGAUUGUCUGGUCGCUGUGGUAUGGCACGGAAUUGGUACACUUUAUCGAACGUGACAUCUCCGGCUCCUUUGAUGUGCGUACAUAAUACACACGUUUGUACACAUGUUGAUGUAUGUUUGUACAGACAUAGAGUGUGUACAUUUAUUUCUCACUGCUGUCAUAUGAAGUUGUUGCAUUGCUUGUGUUUGCUCGUGGCACGCUGGUGUGUAACGCGAGACGACUGUAGGUGUCCCGCCUAAAAUGUAUACCAAAGGGACGAAAAGCGUAUAAUAUAUGAUAGCAAGUUAAUAUGGUCAAAUCGAGUGGUGAAAAAACUUUGUCAAUUACCGAUCUGUAAAGGUAUAAAAGUGAUGGGUUAUUUUUGCACAUGUGUGAUAUAUAACUAAUGGGAAAUGGAAGAACAAUGAGAUGUGAUUAAAUUUAUCUUAGAAAAUAAAAUUUAACGACUGUUAUGGAAUGAUUUUUUUUUUCCUAAAGGCGAUAACUUUUUUUUUAAAUUCUAUGCAAAGGACGCUGUAAAAGACGGAUGGCGGCCAAGUCUGACGAUGGCACAGCCCCCUCCUGAUUCCUGGAGAGAGCUCAUUCAGAAAUGCUGGCAUCGUGACCCUAAAGAAAGACCCUCCGCGUGGCAAGUGGCCAUUGUUUUACGGUCGAACCCGUUCGAAAUAUUUGACGAAUGAGACCGACUCUGAGGAUUUGAGACCCGCUCUGACGGAUAAGACCAUCUCUGACGAAGGAGACCAUCCCUGGCGAAUUCUGAUUCUGAUUCUGAUAGGCUACGUUGCUGCAACCAAGUACUGGCAUAUGUGCAACGGUUUGGGAAACGAUGAGGCUUGCCUAACCGCUCCUAGCGGGUGCCAGGGCAGCCUUGAAACUCUCGAUUGAAGAUCGAGACCAUCUCUGACGAAUGAGACCAACUCCUGACCGAUAAAAAGAGAAUUGACAGAGAUUUUUUUUUUUUCAAUAAAGUUUGCAUAAAAAGUAAAGGUGUUGAAAAUAUAGACGUGAAAUACAAAUUUACCUUCUUAAAGGUUAAUUUUAUUCAACAGCAGCUGGCUUAAACAUGUAAACAAUAUAACUUUGAAAAUAUUCGAACAUGCGUAAUUCAAUCUUAGAUAUAACUCUGGGCCGGUCUUACUACUUAGUGGUUGUGAGUUCGAAGCUCUCCAUUCGUUGUCUUUUUUAUUUAUGUAAAACACAUAGACAUUAAAUUUAUAUUAUUUUUUUACUACAAAAAAAUUGACAUUACAUUGAGAUUAGCAUCACAUUAUGUUUAAAUACUUUAAAAAUAAAUUAUGCUGUUUUCUUUGUUUCUUUCAUUAUAUAUUAUUUUUUAUGUAUUUCAAAACUCUAUUGUAUAUGAAUCGCUACAUUUCAAAUCAGUCGGAUUUUAUGUAUUUAUGAGGGGAAAGAUGGUGUGCAUUGUGUCUCAAUGCAUUUAUGACAAAGCACUAUGUAAUAAAAGUUUUCGAACAUUUAAUUAAAAUUUUUCAUAAAAUUAUGUGGAAGUAAGUUUCUCAAAAUUUAUUUUUAGAACAAAUAAAUGAUGAUAAUGUCUGAAAUUUUGUCAUGGUAAUUAAAAAUACUUCUUCUUAGUUCGUAGUGCAAUAAGAGUUUCGAU
Messenger RNA from Lymnaea stagnalis (great pond snail), 28196 nucleotides. The record is from the annotation of a GenBank genome assembly. Lineage: Eukaryota; Metazoa; Mollusca; Gastropoda; Lymnaeidae.